AACUAAAAUACAGUAUGUACUUUCCACUAACAAAGUUGAUAGGUAACGAAGCUAUAAUUAGCUCUAUGUUUUGCUUUCCUACCUACCGAAAAUAAACAACAACAUAAGAAAUAUGUGCAUCAGCUAGGGUUCCAUGGUAGAGAGAUGGGACGCACAGGUACUGUUCCCUCCUCUUCGUCCAUAAGUGCACAGAAGGUCUGCUACCUAUAUAAAAUUAUAGACACAUAAUCUAUGUUUGAUAAGAAAGUGUAAUUUCCAAAGGAAUUCAAGCCAGGAUUGGCCUAUUGUAGUAAUAUGGGGCUUCGCUUGCUGAGCGGUCAGAACACAAUUUAUUUAUAGAGCACACCCACAUGAGUACAUCCACGUUAAAAUCGCAAAAUUGUUAAAACUGAGUGCAAUAAAUCCAGUGAUGAAAGAGAGAAGUCGGUCAAUGUUUAUGCUAAUUAAAAUGCAAAGUGGCACUGACACAUUUAAAGUUCACGUGCUUAGCUGAUGACCACGCCGAAGGGUAGUGAUCAAUUAUAGAAAAUGGAGAACACAGACAUGCCAGAUAAGCGGGGAAAAAGAAAAUUUAGAAAGGCACACAAGAAUGCCGGCAAAUAUUAAAAAAUAUAUAUUUGAUCACUUACAUCACGGCGUCCCAUGGGUGUCUUCAUGGGUGGCCUCGACACCUGCACUGGAAGUUUUACACACGACUCCUCGCGGGCUGGUGAGCACUAUAUAUACAUAGGGAGAGGCAGACAGCGAUAACAUUAUCAAAGACUGUGCGGUUACAGUAAGCUCACUUUGGCUCUCUCAGUGGGUACUGAACAACUACGUGCUGAAAAUAAUAAGAACAGUUGACAUCUACGUGCUGGGUGUACGUCCCGUAUUACGACGACGAAGUGUUGCUGUCGUCUGCUUGUGUCUCCAUUCCGCCAUUUGCAAAUUCGACACGAAGUCAGCCACAAUGGCAUCACCAUCAUUAAUCUCUCUUCUAAGUCGUCUUCUCUACGUUCAUCGAGAGAAAAGCGUACAUUGGCAAGGGUGUACGUGACCCCCUGUAGUCGCCUCUGACAUUUGUGACCCUAACCAUUUUUACGUGACGUGCAUCGUCUGACGUGAACGUUUUCUGAAAGGAUCUCCGUUGGACCGGAUCUGCCCAGGGAGAAAGCCUAGGAGAACUCUUCAGAAAAAAAAAACCUUGUGAUUAAGAAAAACAAAUCUUUUCAUCCACCCCAAUAUCGAUGGUGCUGCUGCUGCUGGUAGUGCAGUCAGUUAACUUCCGAACCAGCAACAUUUUUGCAGCCCAGACACGAGAUGCCAGCUCGACUGUUCACAGACGGGAGGGGCGCCAGCCUGGAACUGGAGGAAAUCGAGGGCUGCUGUAUCCUGUUUUCCAACGACCACGUGGAGCAGCAGCUCAAGCAAGUCCGGCGCAUGGACGUGCGUGAUGAUGACGUCAUCCUCUGCACGUACCCGAAGGCUGGCACUCACUGGAUAUGGGAAAUACUGUCCAUGCUAACAAGCGGCACCAGUCUGUACUGCCAAGAAAUGAAGAAGAGUUUUAUGCUUGAAAACGCUGACCUCGCCAACGUGAACUCCCAGCCUUCACCACGCGUGCUCAACACCCACCUGCUGCCCCCGACUCUUCCUGAGACAACGUGGACCAGCCAGGCUCGUCUGGUUGUCUUCCAUCGCAACCCCAAAGACAGCGUGGUCUCUCUGUACAGCAUGGCACGCCAAGUCACCUUCAAGUCGGCCUUUGAGGGCUCCUUUGAUGGCUAUGCUGAGUUGUUCUUAAAAGGAACAGUUCCUUACGGAUCCUGGUUCGAUUAUGUGCGAGCGUGGGAGGACGUGCGCAUGCGCCUGCCCAGUCACCGGAUAUACGUGGGUUGCUACGAAGACAUGCACCGAGAUCCGGUUGGGGAGGUCAGCCGACUCGCUGAGUUCCUUGAGGUAGGAGCCAGCCAAGACUUGUGUCGAGACAUAGCAUCGGCCUGCAGCUUCCAGAGGAUGAAGAUAGCUGCCGAAAAAAAACGUGGCGCGAAGGAAUCUCGGGAUUUCUGGAAGCCGAAUGCCACGGGCAUUUUCAGGAAAGGACAGGUUGGGGACUGGAAAAACUGGAUGACACAAGAGCUGAGUGAAGCGUUUGACCAGGAAUUUAACCAAAAAUUAGCCGACUUAACCCAUCUUCACUUCACUUUCGAGCUCUGAAGUAUUUUUGUAUUUCGUGUGAUUUUCACAACCUGGAAAUAUACUUAUAAUUUUAUUUACAUAUACCUUUCUUGUCCUUUGUUUGACUGGACUCCACAUGAAUGAUGUACAUAUAGCACUAGUCGUAUGAUCCAUAACUAGGGAUAUCUUUAGAAUACGCAAGUAUGUGUAGAUGCAUGCAUGCAUACAGAAAUAAUAUUGUGUUUAUUAAAUUGGUUUUCUGAAGUUCUCAUGUUUUCAGAAUUGCUGGUGAUUGGCCGCAAUUUCUUCUGUGAUAACCAAAAACAUAAACAUGAAAACC
Molecule: messenger RNA, 2497 nt
Organism: Pomacea canaliculata
Lineage: Eukaryota; Metazoa; Mollusca; Gastropoda; Architaenioglossa; Ampullariidae
Product: sulfotransferase 1C2-like
Exons: 5
Coding region: 1300-2196 (298 amino acids)
Biological process (GO): sulfation
Cellular component (GO): cytoplasm
Molecular function (GO): sulfotransferase activity
Source: RefSeq, a predicted model, not a curated record